This is a messenger RNA of Notolabrus celidotus (New Zealand spotty), 512 nucleotides long. RefSeq names its product histone H4. Gene Ontology annotation, molecular function: structural constituent of chromatin; DNA binding; protein heterodimerization activity. The transcript has a single exon. The record is from RefSeq and is a predicted model, not a curated record. Gene Ontology annotation, cellular component: nucleosome. Gene Ontology annotation, biological process: nucleosome assembly. Bases 46 to 357 code for a protein of 103 amino acids. Lineage: Eukaryota; Metazoa; Chordata; Actinopteri; Labriformes; Labridae.
GCACUUUCUCCUCAUUCAGAUUUCUUUUAAACUGAGCUUGGAAACAUGAGUGGAAGAGGCAAAGGAGGAAAGGGACUCGGUAAAGGAGGCGCCAAGCGUCACCGUAAAGUCCUCCGUGAUAACAUCCAGGGGAUCACCAAGCCCGCCAUCCGCCGUCUGGCUCGCCGUGGCGGAGUGAAGCGUAUCUCCGGUCUCAUCUACGAGGAGACCCGAGGUGUGCUCAAGGUGUUCCUGGAGAACGUGAUCCGUGACGCCGUCACCUACACCGAGCACGCCAAGAGAAAGACUGUGACCGCCAUGGAUGUGGUUUAUGCUCUGAAGAGACAGGGCCGCACUCUGUACGGCUUCGGAGGUUAAACUCUUCAGAGUCAACAACAACAACAACAACAACGGCUCUUUUAAGAGCCACGCACUGAAUCAAUAGAGACAGAAAUCAUCCUCCAGUUUUUAUUUAAAUUGCCACCGAUAUGCAGUUGACCAUUCUUCAUGAAUUCAUCAUAAGAAAAAUAAAA